This is a messenger RNA of Eriocheir sinensis (Chinese mitten crab), 3332 nucleotides long. Its product is annotated as forkhead box protein O-like. Gene Ontology annotation, biological process: regulation of transcription by RNA polymerase II. Gene Ontology annotation, cellular component: nucleus. Bases 146 to 1660 code for a protein of 504 amino acids. NCBI's taxonomy places the organism in Eukaryota, Metazoa, Arthropoda, Malacostraca, Decapoda, Varunidae. The record is from RefSeq and is a predicted model, not a curated record. Gene Ontology annotation, molecular function: DNA-binding transcription factor activity, RNA polymerase II-specific; RNA polymerase II cis-regulatory region sequence-specific DNA binding. The transcript is spliced from 8 exons.
AACACACCUGCUAAUUAUCUCCUCUCUCUCUCCCCCGCACAGGUAAAUGCCUUGGAAUGUAUGGACACACCUGUGGACGUGAUUGGCAGGUUUGGGCAGGUGUGGGAACUCCAUCCGCCACAACCUGUCUCUCCACAACCGGUUCAUGCGAGUCCAGAACGAGGGCACCGGAAAGUCCUCGUGGUGGGUGCUGAACCCCGACGCCAAGCCCGGCAAGUCCACGAGGCGCCGCGCCAACACCAUGGAGGGCGGACGCUACGAGAAGAAACGCGGACGAGUCAAGAAGAAGAUGGAGGCGUUAAGGAAUGGGCUGGACACGACCUCCUCUCCCUCCUCGUCGAUGAAUGAGAACCUGGACCUGUACCCCGACUCGCCGCACACCCACCCGGUCCACCCCGCCUACAGCCACCUCUCCCCCCAGGACUACCGCCCCCGCGCCUCCUCCAACGCCUCGUCCUGCGGCGGUAGACUCUCGCCCAUCCCCGCCAUUGAGUCUGAUAUGCACGACUCCCAGGUACCCCCAAUGUCCCCGGGGCUCGGUGGGUGGGGGGGCGAGUAUUGGCCCCACCACCCCCACCACCCCCACGCCCACCCUCACGACCGCUACGCCGAUCAGCUGGUAGAUUCCAUGGGGGAGGGACUCAAGCUGGGGCCGACCGACUCCUGGGGGGGACCCGGGCGUAUCCCCAACCCCCAGGACUGCCUCAAGCUGUCCCAACUCUCCCCCCACCCCCCCACCGCGCACAUCAACGGCUUCGUCCACCCCCACCACAGCCACCACCCACAGGGUUUCAACACCUUCGAGGACUUUCAUCGGUUCGGGCCCCACACCCCCCACGGUCCCCCCUUCCCCCACCCGCCCGCCCCCCACCCCCCGCUCCCCCAGCAGGAUAAGAUGCCCACGUCUGCACGCCCGCAUCCUCACAAUAAUUAUUCCCUGACCAAUCUCCAGGCCAUGUCGCCGGCGCACAGCGUCCACAGCCUGUCGCCGACGCAGCCACUCGGGGAAGGCCACUACCCAGGGCCGGGCGGGGAGGCACAUCAGCCCAACACCUUCCCCACGCCCCCCUCCUCCCAGCCCCAGCACACCGCCCCCACCGCCCACUCGGCCUCCACCAAUGAGCCCAACAUGCUGAGGGCAGCACUAACCCACCGUGAGCAGCAGCAGCAGCAGCACCAACAGCAGCAACAGCAACAGUCGCAGCAGUCGCAAACUCCGCAGCAGCAGCAGCAGCAACAGUCGCAGCAGUCCCAAAGUCACAGCAGCAGCCCGGGCAGCAGCGAGGCGGGGGGCGCGACGGGGUCCGGCCCCAGCCCCGCCUCGGGGAGCGGUUCCGGGGGACAGGUGCACAUGCAGGACUUUGUGGACUUCGAUACCCCGAUCCAGGGUGGACUGGACUGUAAUGUGGAGGAGGUGAUCAAACACGAGCUACAGGUGGAAGGGAACUUGGACUUCGCGUUCCCCCAAGCCCACCACGGACACCACGGACACCCGCACCUCCACGCCCAGUCCAUGGCCCACUCCCACGCCCAGGCCAUGGCUCACUCCCACGCCCACGGACACGCCCACGGACACCCAGACGCCCCACAGAUGCCCACCCCACCUGGCAUGCCCUACCAGUGUUCAUCCAUCGCUGCGGGCAAUCAGUGGGUUCGCUAAUGGGUGGGUAUCGGUGGCGGCGGCGACGACCUGACAGGGAGGCAAGGGACAGCAUGGAGAGUUGUCCCCUGCCCUUCACGCCCCUGCUCCUGCCCCCCUCUGGCCUGGACGGGACGAGAAGGGGCGGGGCGGUGCGGCAGGGGCGGGAGGGAAGGACAGAGGGCAGGGAGUGUUGGGAAGGUUUGGACUCAGGGACUUUGGCACUAGACCGACGUAAAGGCUGGCACUGAAUUCCAUAGACUGUGUGGUGUGAUACAGACUUACACACACACACACACACACACACACACACACACACACACACAUAGAAACACACAAAUACACAUCCCAUACACACACACACACACACACACAAAACAAGCAAACAUACACACACGCACACACAUACAGAAAAAACACACACACACACACACAUACAGAGAAAAACACAUACACACACACACGCUCACAUUUACAAACAGGGAAAUACAUACACGAUACAUAAUCUUCCCUAAACACACACACACACACACACACACACACACACACACACACACACACACACACACACACACCAGCCAGCCACCCAGCCGAGUCCACGUCCCUUCCUUACCUACCCCCAAAAACCCUUCUGUCCAGCGUUCCUUGUGGUCUUUCCCUUGCACCUCCCGCGCUCAGAAGACAAGAGAACAGCUGACACUAGACCAUCAGCUGUUUCUCGGGGCCAGAGGGAGGCUGCAGAGCGAGGAUGGAGGCCGAGACUUAAUCCUCCUGUGACAAUCUAAGACAAGCGCUGUUUGGCUUAGUCUGAAAAAAGAAAACGUACGGGAGUGAUUUUUUAAACGUAUAUCAUAUCUAUGGUUGUGAUGACAGACUCCAGGACUACACACAUACACGGAAAGGGAUUAGAACUGCACUGGAUUCCUUAAAAAACACGGAUUGGAGUGGAAUUAUAACUUGGAACUAAGAGAGACAUACACACAUUCACCCACGCACUGUUCUCGUGUAUGUAUCUACUUGCAAACCCCGCGCAGUGAUGGAUGUGCUUACGUUGUGACUACAUUGUGAUAAUAAACAAACAAAUGUGAAGUGUAGUGAGUGUAGAAGCCGAUUCGUGGUAGCCAGUGGGUGUUGUUUGGAAGUGUUGGCGUGAGAGCGAGACGGGGCAAGAAGUGGAAGAGUGGGAAGCGAAGGAAAGGAAGUGAGAGGAGAAGGAAAGAGAUGAAGGAGGGAAAGAAGUGAUAAGCUGAUGACGGGUAGUGGAAAAAGGCGUUGAGUGGAAGAAUGAGAAGAGGGAGAAAAAGAAGAGGAGGGGAGAGAAGGGAGAAAUAGUGAACGGAUACAGAAAGAGGAAAUGAUGGAAAAGGGAGAAAAGUGAGGAGAGGAAGAGAUAGAGAAGAGAAGGGAGAUGAUAAUGGGUACAGAAAGAGAGAAGAGAAGUAAGAGAAGAGGGAGAGAAAGAGAUAGAGAAGAGAAGUGAGAUGAUAAUGGGUACAGAAAGAGGCAACGGUGGAAGAGAGAAGUGAAGAUAGAGAAGAGGGAGAGAAAGAGAUAGAGAAGAGGGAGAGAAAAGAGAGAGAAGUAGAUAACGGGUAGCAGAAAAAAGGCAAUGAUCGAAGGUUGUCACACACACACACACACACACACACACACACACACACACACACACACACACACACACACACACACACAC